Oldenlandia corymbosa var. corymbosa is the source of this 1836-nucleotide messenger RNA. The record is from the annotation of a GenBank genome assembly. NCBI's taxonomy places the organism in Eukaryota, Viridiplantae, Streptophyta, Magnoliopsida, Gentianales, Rubiaceae.
AUGGGACUUAUUGGAAGUGAUGAGCGCGUGUUUUACAAGCCGGUCGACGAGGUUGAUCUCGGCGCCGACAGCAAAGAAAUUUAUAUCCGGGCAAAUGUCAAAGCACCUCGAAUGGCUGGCCUUCUGGUCAAGGUUUUUGUGUGGUUGUUGGAGUCGAGAUUUUUGGGAGCUGUUAUUCUGCACUUUUUGAAGAAAAACAAUCUCAUACACAAGCUUGUUUCAUAUGCAGAGUUGCAAGAAUCUCCCCUUUUCGUGCCUUUCCACCCUUAUGAAGGGACUGAAGUAGUAGAAGAGUACAUACAAUGUGAUCAUCAAUCUCCAGAAAAACAAGUUCAGCAGGCAACUUUGUGUGUUCAAUCUCCUGAAAACACACUGAAGACUUCUCCAAACUUCAGCUUUCAGCGUUGGACGAUAAUGGAUUAUGCAAGAGCAUAUAAAUCUCGAGAAAUAACUCCCCUGAUGGUUGCAGAGAAAUUAAUCGAAGCUGUACGUGAAUCAAGUAAACCUUCUAUAGAGAUGUCCUUUUUCAUUAGCUUUGAGGCUCAAGAUAUUUUGAACCAAGCUUCUGAAUCGACUCUUCGGUAUGAAAGAGGGGAACCUAUAUCUGUUCUAGAUGGAAUUCCAGUUGCCAUUAAAGAUGAAAUUGAUUGCCUCCCAUAUCCAACCACAGGAGGCACCCAAUGGAUGCACAAAGUAAGAUCGUGUAAGGAAGAUGCUUGCUGCGUCGAGCGUCUCAGAUUAUGCGGCGCAUUAUUAGUUGGAAAAACAAACAUGCAUGAGCUUGGGGCUGGAACCAGUGGUAUCAAUCCUCAUUACGGGACAACUAGAAAUCCUCAUGACAGAAGCACGAUUGCAGGAGGUUCUUCUAGUGGAUCAGCAGCUGUGGUGUGUGCCGGUUUAUGUCCUGCAGCACUUGGCGUCGAUGGAGGAGGAUCGGUGCGGAUGCCUGCUGCUCUCUGUGGUGUUGUUGGUCUUAAGCCAACAUUCGGUCGUGUCCCUCACAACGGAGUUCUUCCUCUGAAUUGGACAGUCGGAAUGGUUGGUAUACUAGCUGGUACAGUUGAAGAUGCACUGAUCAUAUAUGCAGCUAUUGGUGGUCCAUUACCAUCAGAUAGGGUAUCUCAUACAGUGCCCAAUGUAUGUUUGCCGCUUCUGAAGUUACCAAACUAUAAUUCGAGUAUUAAACUUGCGAGAUAUGGAGAGUGGUUUAAUGAUUCCAAUGAUGACAUCAGAAUAUGCUGUUCAAAUGCUUUGGCUAAAUUACAUGAUGAGUAUGGAUGGAAGACAAUAGAAGUUACCAUACCUGACAUAGAGGCGAUGCGUCUGGCACAUUACUUGACAAUCGGUUCAGAAUGUAGUACUUCGAUCGCUCACCAAUUAGAAAUGAUUGAUAAGGCAGAAUUGGGGUGGGAUGCUCGGGUAGCACUUUCUGUCUAUGGUGCUUUCAACAGCAGGGAGUACUUAAAUGCCCAGAAAAUGAGGCACCGCCAGUUUCAGAUCCACAAGAAGAUAUUCUCAAAGGCCGAUGUCAUAGUUACCCCAACAACAGGCGUGACAGCUUAUCCAAUCCAAGAUGAUGCUUUGAGCACGGGCGAAUUGGAUUACAUUAAUGGAGCUGCACUGGUACGAUAUCAAAUAGCCGGGAACUUCUUAGGAUUGCCUGCAGUGACAGUUCCAGUUGGUUACGACAAACAUGGAUUACCAAUCGGGCUACAGUUUAUUGGGAAGCCAUGGUCAGAAGCUUUAUUGAUCCAUAUAGCCUUCGCUAUGCAAGCUCUAUGCAUGUCAGACUACAAGAAACCAGAAGUUUACUACGAUCUGCUCACUGGAAAAUGA